AUGACAUCUCAUCCUCCUCUCGACGCCACGACAAGAAAUAGUUCUAGCACUUCACCGAUCGAACGCCGAACGACUUCAAGCACGUAUUCGAGUUCAACCCAACGAUAUAGUAAUGACAGCAGCGAGACGGGCGAAUCUAGCACGGCGGUCAGUAAUCGAAAUAGCUUUGCGACAAGUACCUUGAACGAAGAAGGUAGUGAACAACAGGGUGGAUUGGAUGGAGGCAUAGAGGACAGAAGUAAAAAGGAUGGGAGAAGCAACCAUAGGGCCCACAACAAGAGUCGAAGUAGUGGAGGAUUUUUAUUAUCAAAUUCUCUAUUCCAUCGCAAUGCAGAGACCUUAUCUACGGCCACGGCAGAACAACAACCUCGCAAUCGGGGGGUUCUUCACGAUGUGAAAGGUAAAUCAGCGGACAAAAAACAGAGCAAGAGACAAUCACGUAAUGGUACUAUAGUAGGAAGCCCCCUAGCCUCCAAUGUGGCGAGCGCUCCCACGGCCCAGGACAUAGAAGAGGAAGAUGUAGUUGAUGAAAAUACGACGCCGCACAGUGAUCAAGGGCGAGGUGCAAAUGCGUCCGAAAAGCCUGUUACAAGCGGGCUUGAUGUUGAUUCUGCCCAGAUCGUCAAUUUGGCCCUGAAUCUUAGUGAAAGUAGAAGAAUCGCAUCGAGACGUAAUGCUUCUACACCAUUGCCCUCGAAUGCUGUAGGAUUUAGAGAUGAGAUGGCAGGAGGUAGUCUACGUCACCAUUUACAGCAGCAAAGGAGAGUGUCCAGAAACAUCUCACCGAAGCCUGACAGAAUUGAUAGGGCACUCACAAGUUCUCCACGCCUUUCAUCGGGAGUAAAAAUUGGCCCUCUGCCGAUAACUUUAGAUGCAUCCGAAACUGCCUACCAAUACCAAUUCUCUUCAUCUACAUUGGCGAGAGCAGAAAAGGCUAAAAAGGCAAUUGAGCUCAUGGCCCAAUACCGUCGAUUAUUACAAUAUGUCCCUCCAUUGAAGGCAGGAUCUGUGGAGAAGAAUCAGCACAGCAGUCCAGGCUCGACGUCUGAACAACCUCAUCGCAUAUUCGGCAGGCAAUAUAAUCCUUUGCAGUACAUCAGGAAUAGAAAAGUGCGUGCUCGAGCUCGGAUUUCCAUUGAUGGAGAAGCACAAGAAUUCGGAAACGUUCACAAGGUUUCAUGGUGGGUUGAUGAAGUUUCGAAAGCUGCUUUAAGUGACGGUUUUGUCAACGGAAAUCAUGUAGCACUACCGCCAUUCUCAAAAGCUAUAGAAGAAGGCCAUUCGCCCCAUACAUCACCUCAGUCUGCGGGGAGUAAAAAUCAAAGCGCCCUUAAAUUGGCAAGACCCAGAAUUGACUGGGCUACUAGUCCUGCAGAUAUGCUUGCAGACAUCUUCUGGAUGGAACAGGGUGACAACAAGACGCUGAUUGAAGAUCGAAAUGGGAGACCAAUAUUUUCUCGAAAUCCUGAGCCUAGGCAAUCUAUCCCACGCAAACUUGACGACUUUGACAUACUUAAAUCGCCGGAUCGCUCCCAUCACAAGAAAUCGAACUCGGCUGUCGACCUUCGUAUCGAUACUAAGCUUCCAGAGUUCAGAUCUUCUAAGGUUGAUUCAGAUAAGCAUCUGGAAAGUAAAGCCUCCAAGGUUCGGCACAAACUACAUGACGCAACCCAUGCGCAACAUGGCAGCCACAGUGUAAGCCGUGAGCGUUCCCGCUUUUUACGAUCUAGGAGUAGAUCUAGUUCCGAUUCCUCCGACAGUGAACAUAUAAAAAGGUUUUCAAAACGGAGACGUAGUGGGACGAACGAAAGUCAAGAUGAUCACGGUAAAGACAUUCUUGAAAAACAGAUGUUGGAAAUGCUUGCGAAGGAAUCUGGCGAUUUCAAUUGGAUGACACCCAACAAGCUGGAUAAACAGGCCUCCGUUCCAGCUGUAGAGACGCCAACUCUCCCUAUACUCAACAGUGGGGAGAAAUCGGAUUCCAGUAUAAGUUUGCAUCAAAGAAGGACGGACCUGAAGGGUAUCAAUAAAGAUUCUCCUAUCAAGAAAAGACACCCUUUCACAUCUACCCCAUCAGGACGACCAAGCCUCGAAGUACCGGGCGUUAGUCCUCGAAACUCUUUGGACGGCCUUGAUACUACUGCUCCCAACUCCCCACAAAUACGGGCCUCGAAGUUGUCUAAUUUUGUUCCUAGUAUUGGACUAGAUCUCUCAUCACCUCGUAGUCGCCGGUCAUCGCCAAACAGAAAACGGGCCUUAUCACGAGUGCGGUCUAAGAUUAAUCCGUUCCGUGAGCACAGCAGAGACCGCAGUGGUGAAUACGAACCAGAUAGAUCUCGUGUAUCGAUAGACUCUAUUGGUUCCAUAGAUUCAAGAAUUGAUCCUAGAGAAUACAUUCCUGAAGCUCUCAAUGGCCGUAAUCGGUCCUUGAGCCCCACGAAGAAACUCACGUCGAGAGACACAGAUGAAAGUGCAAAGUCUUUGAAGAAACAGACAAGCCUGCGGAGGGGUAAAGGUGACGAACCAUCUGGCAUCCGAGGAUUGUUCAAGGGCUCUCGUGGACCUGUUGCUAGAGUUAGCGAGUUUUUAUGGAAAAAGGAUUCGAACAAUUCUACUGCUUCAACCGAUGAAUCCGACAUGGAAGAUUUCCGCACGCCGGUGCGCGAAAACGAAAAGACACUUCUUUUGGAUAGGUAUGACUCGAGACUAGUAGAUGUGGAAGUGUCACAUGAUAAAUCGAUUCCAACUUAUCUCAAUGACAUGCCUUCAUUUAAGUCGCCUUUGGAAAAUCGCGGAAGGUCUACGAAAAGUCGUAAAGCAGAAGCAGUCAUUGAAGCAGAACCUUCGGAUGUUGAAAAUCCAUCUAGUUCAAAACUCGAACCUCCUCCAAGAAUCGAAAUAGACGGCGUUUCACCAGCAUCAUCUCCGGAAGGAGGAAACCGACACGAUUCUGAUGUCUCUGAUGAUUCAACUCGCAAGGAAGGUUACGCUCGAGGUGUUCGUAACGCGGACGCUCGGUUGAAUGCCAUACUCGGAUAUCCUGGCAGGGUCGAUACAAUGCCAGUAACUGGCUUGUCACACAUCUCAGCGAAUGACAAUAGACGCCCCUCACUUGAUAUAAAUCGUCGUUGGAGCCACUCUGAUAGCGGAGUAUCAAUUCAUCGUGGUCCCUUGACAAAACGAGACAUUGCAUACGUUAAAACACGUCUUUACUCAUCUGGCGUCAAGUCAAUGUACCUCACACGUCAAGCCGCGGAACCAGUAGACUUUCGAACUGCGCAGGGGAGUUGCUACAAAGGUAUAAUUUCUCUCACCAAUAAGUCUCUUUCUCCGGUCCCAAGAUCACAACAGCAUAUAUUAGCAGCAAACAUCAUUAGGGAUGACAUUCAACUUUCAGCACAAUUAUGGCAAAAAUCUCAAGAAAACUUCUCCAUGAAUACUAUUCAAACGCUUCUGGACGAAAUGGGAGCUCUACAUAGCCGUCUAGUUGAUAAUUUAACUCCAAUGGCAAGAAAGGCAGCGGAUGAAGCGGAUGAGGUCUCCAAAGAUCUGGUCACAAGUCAGAUAUUGGAAGUCAAUAAGUUGACGGCUAGCAUGGAUAAGAUGAUCCGAAGAAGGAGGAGAAGAUUUAGAUGGGUGAGAAGAGGAGGGUGGGUUCUGGUGGAAUGGGCGUUGGUGGGAGUAAUGUGGUAUGUUUGGUUUAUGGUUGUGUUGUGCAGAGUUGUUAUGGGGAUUGGAAGAGGUGCGGUGAGGGCUGUGAGGUGGCUAUUUUGGCUGUAA
Molecule: messenger RNA, 3780 nt
Organism: Botrytis sinoallii
Lineage: Eukaryota; Fungi; Ascomycota; Leotiomycetes; Helotiales; Sclerotiniaceae
Exons: 1
Coding region: 1-3780 (1259 amino acids)
Source: RefSeq, a predicted model, not a curated record